Messenger RNA from Haliaeetus leucocephalus (bald eagle), 1955 nucleotides. RefSeq names its product follistatin-like 4 (gene FSTL4). The coding region runs from base 1 to 1860 and encodes 619 amino acids. The transcript is spliced from 10 exons. Gene Ontology annotation, molecular function: protein binding. NCBI's taxonomy places the organism in Eukaryota, Metazoa, Chordata, Aves, Accipitriformes, Accipitridae. The record is from RefSeq and is a predicted model, not a curated record.
AUGGCCGUGCGGAGGAAGGCAGGGAGGCAGAUCCCGGUUUCCACAACUGACCAGGACUAUGUUGGACCAGAGCUAUACUGCACCGAGGUGGUUCGGCUGAGCCUGCCGGAGGACCAGAAGAUCAGCGUUACCACCAUCACAGUUGGCCUGAGCACCGUUCUGACGUGCAGCAUCCGCGGGGCUCUGCGGCCUCCCAUCAUCUGGAAGCGCAACGGCGUCAUCCUCAACUUCCUCGACUUGGAGGACAUCAAUGAUUUUGGAGAAGAUGAUUCCCUCUACAUCACCAAGGUAACAACUAUUCACAUGGGCAAUUACACCUGUCAUGCCUACGGCUACGAAGAGCUGUAUCAGACCCACAUCCUUCAGGUGAAUGUGCCACCAGUGAUCCGCGUCUACCCUGAAACGCAGGCGCAAGAGCCCGGCGUGUCGGCAAGCCUCAAAUGUCACGCCGAAGGCAUCCCUAAUCCUCGAAUUACCUGGCUAAAGAACGGCAUUGAUAUCAUGCCAAAACUAUCCAAACAACUAACGCUUCUAGCAAAUGGAAGUGAACUUCAUAUCAGUAGCGUUCGAUAUGAAGACACUGGUGCCUAUACCUGCAUUGCUAAAAAUGAGGUGGGAGUGGAUGAGGACAUAUCUUCACUUUUCAUAGAAGAUUCGGCAAGAAAGACCCGCCUGAGUGUUGGGAAUAUGUUCUAUGUCUUUUCUGAUGAUGGGAUCACAGUCCUUCAGCCAAAUGAAUGUGAAAUCCGGAGACACAUCAGGCCCGAAGAGAGGAUUUUCACGAGUUAUGAAGAGAUCUGUCCUAGAGUGGAAGGUGAAGGCACUCAGUCCUGCGCCUGGGCUUCAGCGGUCAAUGUCAGAGACAAGUACAUUUAUGUGACACAGCCUAAGCAGAAUAGAGUAAUGAUAAUUGAUAUCCAGACUCAGAAAGCCAUACAGUCCUUGGACGUUGACCCGUUACCAACCAAAUUACAUUAUGACAAGUCCCACGACCAAGUGUGGGUGCUUAGCUGGGGUGACAUGAGGAAGUCCUCACCAACGCUGCAGGUAAUACCAGAAGCAAGCGCAGGGGAGGAUCAGCAUGUUAUCCGCACGCCAUUUGAAGGAGUGGAUGAUUUUUUUAUACCACCUACAAAUCUUAUUAUUAAUCACGUUAGGUUUGGCUUCAUCUUUAAUAAAUCGAAAUCUGCAGUUCACAAAAUUGACCUGGAAACUGUGACUCACAUCAAGACUAUCAACUUCAAAAACUAUAGCUGUGUACCGCAGACCAUGGCUUAUACCCACCUGGGCGGUUACUUCUUUGUCCAGUGUAGGAGGAAUAGGUUGGUGGCUGCGUCGCCGCAGCUCGUUAUUGACAGUGUUACCGAUGCCGUCGUCGGCCCCAACAGCGACGUGUCGGGCACACCUUAUAUCUCACCGGACGGACGCUAUUUGGUCAGUGCAGAUGAAGACAGUGGCAGGAUCAGAGUCCAGGCUCUAACUGUCCGAGGGGAAAUCAAGUUGAUUUAUGACUUACAAACAAACAUACACGUAUCUGAUCUGACAUUUCAACCCUCUUUCACUGAAGGCAAUCAGUACUAUAUAUAUGCUACUUCACAUUUGCAAACAGAUGUGCUUUUUGUAGAGCUGUCAACGGGGAAAAUGAAUGUACUGAAGAAUUUAAAGGACCCUAUCACAUCCAAAGACUGGCCCUGGAGCAACUACAACAGAAUUAUGAAAGACAGUGGAUUAUUUGGACAGUAUCUCAUUACACCAGCUAAAGAUUCAUUGUUUGUUAUAAAUGGGAGGCAAAAUACGUUACGCUGUGAGGUUUCAGGUAUAAGGAGGGGUAACACAGUGGUCUGGGUUGGAGAGGUAUGAAAGGGCAAUAGCAGUAGAGCCUUCGGCAGGCAAGUACCGGUUGGACCUUUACACUGCAACAAAGGAGCAGUAGCAUUGUAUAUUUUUACACUGGG